This is a messenger RNA of Eleginops maclovinus (Patagonian blennie), 4789 nucleotides long. RefSeq names its product family with sequence similarity 89 member A (gene fam89a). The transcript is spliced from 2 exons. The coding region runs from base 168 to 695 and encodes 175 amino acids. The record is from RefSeq and is a predicted model, not a curated record. Lineage: Eukaryota; Metazoa; Chordata; Actinopteri; Perciformes; Eleginopidae.
CGUGGCGUCACUGACCGCCCUAAGCAGAGAAAACCACGGCUGUUGCUCAGUUUGUUUGGUGUGGAAGAGACGGCUGUUUAUUCCCCACAUUUCCAGGAUUCUACGCAACAAACAGUCAACUUUAGUGUUAAAUCCCAGCACCUCUUCGGCCAGUAACUCACGGGACCAUGAAUGGUAAGUCUACGAACGGUUCGUUGGGGGGGAUGGCCUGCAUCGAGGGUCUUCCCCCGCUGCCGAAGAGCCUGAGCGGCUUGCUGAACUCCAGCGGCGGCUCCUGGAGAGACAUGGAGAGGAUGUACGUGAAGAAGACCAUGAUCCAGGACGACCUGAGCCGGGGCAGGAACAACACCGACAACCUGCUGACCCACAAGCCGGCCAACUUGGACGCUGCCCUGGCUCUGCUCAGGAAAGAAAUGGUGGGCUUGCGUCAGCAGGACAUGUCCCUGCUGUGCCAGCUGUGGUCCCUCCACGAGUCCAUCCAGGACUACAAGGGCAGCUGCCAGGACCUGAGUGCCGCCUCCAGCCUCAGCAUGAUGGAGAACGGGUACUUUGACGAGGACGACGAGGAUUACCCGGAGCCUGGCGCCACUCCCACCGGGGAGAAGCCGGACGGAGAGCUGGGAGACGGAGCGGCAAAGAACGGGAGCGGCGUCGGAAAAGACGACAGCUGGGACUCUUUUCACGUCAACAUCUGAGGCCUCAGCUUGUUUCUGCAGAUGUUGUUUGUGGGGAACGAAUUGAGGACGAGUCUGAGAAGGGACUGGUUUGUUAGAGGUAGCUUGUGGUAUUUUUUUACCAUAAUAGACUCCAGCUUAAGGCCUCUUCAUGUGGAACACUCCUCUGCUCAGAAAGAUAUCCCAGGAUCUUCUCCGGACUGCAGAGCUCAGGAGUCCAGAUGGAUUAUAUUCCCAGACUCCGCAUACUCACAAUUAGGCAAUAUAUAUUAUUUCUUCUUUAAAAAAAACCCAACUCUACUGCUGCUUCUAUAUCGAGGGGUUUCUCCAACCCUUUUUUUGGCAGAACUUUUUUUUACAUUUACAAAAUAUAUGAAGAAAGUUGUAUUAUUUAUUAUAUAAUAUAAAUAACCAGAUAUUUCCUGUUUCUCUAUACGGAUGUUUUUGUACUGCAACUUGACCCAGGUACAAGGAAUACCAGAAACUGAGGCUUCACAACGGAACACAAGGGACUCAGACGAUCGACCUUAAGCGCUGAGAUCAAUAUUUACUCAAAUCAGGAACAAAAGAGGUGAAGAGUGGAGAAAGUAAUCACAGUGUAAAAAUGAGUUUUGGAUCAGGGGUGAGGGCGACAUUUUUCUGCCUUUCAGACGGAGCAGAUUUUCGCUCUGAAAAUGUGAAAUGUUCAAAAUGCUGGAGACAGUUUCAACCUGGACCCAACGAAAGCUGUAGUGACGCACAACUCUGAUGUGUCAUUGGUGUUAAAGGCUGGUUGUAAAUCCUCUAAUUAUACACAAACUAAAGGGUUAAAGCAUAAUCUUAGUUUGUUACAACUUGCAUCUUGUUCUCAUACAUCAUUCCUAUGAGUAUACUCAAACAUACUGCUAUUAAAUCUGGAAGUGAGAAUGAAAAAGUAACUAUUAAUCAUUAAACUGAUGGACAUUACUAUGAAAUGAAAGCUCACGUUGUAUCAACAGCCCAGUAGCAAGUGAUUACUAACCAGCAUCUGGAUAAUCAGCAAGUUUCCACAUAACCAGCUUUGAGACGUUUAUACUUCUCCCAUAAUAUUUACACGUGCUAUUUGAAAUGUGUGUGUAUUAAUCACAGGGACAUGGACAGAGAGGUGUAAGAACUUAAAACGUGUUUGUGUUCGACUCUGAAUGCUCACCGCGGUAAACAAAAUGCUGAAUACAGGGUACUUUUAUAUCUCUUCUGUAUCCUUAUAUAAAAAUAUAUUAACUGGACAUUAUUUAUGACGUGUCAGAGGGAUGUAAGGGGUGUUCUUCCAGUGUUUCAACAUAGCUUCAAUACUGCGCACUAACUAGAUUGUAACGGCAAGUGUAUUCAAUCCUGCCGUCUCUGAUUGAAACACUCUGCAAAAGCAGCCUUUCCUUGGACUACAAAGUCUGUUUACUUUGCCGUUCUGCUCCAUCUAUCCAGCGACAAGCAGCAAUGUUUGGAUGUGCAAAGACUCUGCAGCAUGGUCUUCCUUUAUCUCUAAAAACUAAAAAAAGAGCAACGGUUUUUAGCUGAUCCUGUAGCAAAGCAGCUGUUGUAUCACUACUAAACGACUGUCAACACCCACCUCCCCUGUGUGUGUGUGUGUGUGUGUGUGUGUGUCUGUGUGUGUGUGUGUCUCUGUAUGUGUGUCUCUGUGUGUGUGUGUGUGUCAAACCAAAGAAGGAACAGCACUCAACAUGAAAUGUAUUUGGGGUAAAGUGCUAAAGAUACUGCUCUUGAAUGACAUGUGCUUUAAAAGUUAAAGUACAAAAUGACAUCUGAUGGGUUGAUGAAUGUCUUCACAGCUAUCACACACACAUCGUCUGUCAUAUUUCACUGUGGGGAUAAUAUUGACUCAACAAAGAAACAGAUAUUUCAGAAACAGAUAUAUUCCUCAUGGUUGUUGUCGCUGACCGACAUGUGACAGCCUCAGUUGCUUCAUUGACACAGUUAAGGGCCCUGAUGUCAAGAUUAUAGUGUCUGUUCCCCAUGAUUUCAUAGUGACCUACAGUAUUUAUCCCACACACAUUACAGCCGCGUCAUUAAAGGAUGAGUUCAACACUUUGGGAAAUAUGUUUUCUUGUAGUUAGAUGAUAAGCUAUGAAUUGGUUCUCAUAUCUAAUGUAAAUAUGAAGCUACGUACUAUAUUUCAGCUGUGUAAUUUGUACAAAAAACUAUAUAUAGAUCAUGCUUUUGCUGUAAGGGACUGGAAGAAAGCAACGCGUGUUUUACCCCGGAUAAUAAAUACAAACCCUUCAACGGUUUGAUCAUUUUUAAGAGAGAAUUGAGAACAAAUCUCUUGAGGUUUUUCUUCCUGUCUCUUCUCAAACUCCACCUCUUGCUCACUUUGAAACCUUGGGCUCGUACAAUACAUGCAAAAACAGUAUUCAGUCAAAUUUGACGGUGCUUUCUCUCGUCUAAUACGUUGGAUUGAAUGUUUGCUCGGUUUUAUUUGUAACAAAUCUCCUCCGCAGUUUUACGCAGCUGUGUGGUGAAUCUGUAUCUGAAUAUUUCCCGUCAAAUGACCCACCUGUAAUCGAUGCAGUUUGAAACCCUUCUGUACAAACCUGACCCCCUGAUGUUUUAUUAUUGGAUGUCUACACAAUUAGUGCCUUUUGCAAACCUUCACACUGGAUGUUUGCUGUUAACCACGGGGAUAAAUAAAGGGUUGUAUCAUGUGACUCGCUUGCUGACAUGCAAUUUGUUCUUAAAGCUGCUACGUGGAAAUCUAGAAUCUCUAAUUCCCUUACUGGAAGUGUUGUUGUUGUUGUUGAGCUCCCACUAUUAUCUAAGGACAUCAUGAAGAGCUGAUUUAAAGGUGUGCUCAGAGAUUGCGGUCGUUUCCAGGCGCUGGAAAGGCUCCUUUUUCAUGUUAUCGACGAGGAUGCAGCUGCUGGGAGCCGUGUGGUUUCUGAUGCUUCCUCCCUCCAUGAAAUCUGAGUUGCUGAAGCAGUUCUCUUCCUGUCUUGGUCGAUGUUUUCCAGAAAUAUAACACUAGAACAGAGAAGUUCUCAGCUUCCUACAUUAUGAAUUAUGUCUAAAUCAAAAGUAAUCUUCUAAAUAAAGCAGCAUUUAUUUCCAAAACUAUUACCAGCCUUAAAGUCAAUUGCAACAAAGAAUUUCAGGAUGCGCUGCUUACUGCUUUAAAGGGGUUUUAAUUCACACCUCUUUCUAUUUGUGUGUGUUAAUCUCCCCCAAUAGAACACCUGAUCCUCUUUGAGUCGGUCUGUAUUACACACACACACACACACGGUGCUUCUUCAGUAACUCUACUCUAACUAAAACGAGCACAAGAGACUCAAAAUGUGCUUACAAUUGAAAACGCCAGCAAAUUGUACCCGAUGUCGUACUGCUAUUUUAUUUAAAUGUGACAAGUUUUAGAAUCAGUCUCUCAAAAUAUCCACAAAAGCGCUUUCUUACUAAAGAAACGAGAUGGGAGUUCCUACCUGAAGUGGCGCCAAUAGACCAGAAUGCAAUGCAACCACAAAGAUGUCAUGUGUUUGGACUGAAUUGAGGGUUAUUACUGUAAUCACAGUCACGCCUCAGUGUUCACCUCACACCCCGGCUUUAGUGGUAAGCAUUCUGGGACAUUAUGUGGACUCGCUCAACAAAAUAACUCAAAGAGACUCAAGGUUUUCAGGAGGUUUUCAGGAGCAUCUAGAGGGCAACGUUAUUAGGAGAGAUGUUGAAAAAAGACCCAAAAAAUAACCAAUUUAUGUACCUUUAAGUGACAUGCUAAUUGCUAAUUGUUGCGCUUUAUUCAGCCAAGAGAAACACAAGAGAGCCUUAGAGGUAUUAAAUAUAUAUACCAUCAUCUUGACAGCCAAUUACUAGCCUUGAAAUCCUGAAAAUGUGGAUUAUAAUCCACUAAUUGCUGGCUGUAGCUGUUAAAAAUGUGUUUGAAUUUGACAGGAAAAUGUGUGAUGCUGUAAAUCAUUCAUCCUCAUCAUUCAUUAAAUCACUGCAGUGGAAACAAAGGUGUAAAUGUUAUUCAAACUAUGUGUUAAACCCGUGCUGUGUCCAUCCAUCAUUACUCCAUACUACUGGACAAUUUGUCUCGAUGCUAUCAAAGUUAUUCUACUGAUUUGACUUUAAUAAAGUGAUUCCAUACUUUU